ACGAGGUUCACGCCAAAGUCUGUUUUGAGCAAACAAAUCCCAAGGACCUCAAACUUCAUUUUGAGGUUUUUUUUUUUUUUUUUCCAUCCCCCCCUAAGCAAACUUUGACAGGAUGAAGUACUACCAGUUCCCUGCUUCUGAGACUGUGUCACUUCGAGCUUAUGCCCAGGAGAAGUAUAAAAGCUCCGCUUCUCCAAAGUCCAUUCGCAGCGUGCAUUUCCCUAAUGACGUCGUUUUCCAGGACUUUGUGCGGCAGGGUGAGCUGGAGAGGAUCGGGCGCUUCAUGCGAACCAGAAGGGUCAGCCUGGAGACUAUCUACCCCUCUGGGAUGGCCGCCAUCCACGAAGCUGUGCUGUCGGGGAACCUGGAGUGCGUGAAGCUCUUGAUACACUAUGGAGCGGACAUCCACCAGAGGGAUGACGAAGGGUGGACGCCGCUGCACAUGGCCUGCAGUGACGGCUUCCCUCACAUUGCAAGCUAUCUUCUCUCACUCGGCGCUGAUCCAAAUCUGCAAAAUGAAUGCGGGGAGAAGCCAUAUAACCUCAUCGAUCCAGAGAACAAGGAACUCCUGGACCUGUUUGGCCUGGUUGACAACGACUGACUCUGAUCGCUCUGUGGGACAUGAGAUUAGUCCAUUUGCUCCAAUUGUUCUGUCGAGGCAGAGAAAAAAGUUCUCGUGACUUCCAAGUCCUGAACCAGAAAGCUGCUUCAACUGUGGAGGUGACACUGGUAGAAGGAAGCACAGGGUUUUUUUUCCUACAUGGACUUGCAACAGCCAACUUGAGUUGCAUUUUUUUUUUUUUAAGUCAUGCAGUCAGUUUGACUGAAUAAUUUCAACACACGCAAAAUGUAACUUUAUCCUGGAAGGUUGAUACAUUGAUUGGAAAUACGACUAAACUACGCAUAUGUAUGCUAC
Syngnathoides biaculeatus (alligator pipefish) is the source of this 916-nucleotide messenger RNA. RefSeq names its product protein phosphatase 1, regulatory subunit 27b (gene ppp1r27b). The record is from RefSeq and is a predicted model, not a curated record. Bases 113 to 601 code for a protein of 162 amino acids. Gene Ontology annotation, molecular function: phosphatase binding. Lineage: Eukaryota; Metazoa; Chordata; Actinopteri; Syngnathiformes; Syngnathidae. The transcript has 3 exons.